AUGUCCGGAGGGGGCAGCAGGAACCCGACUCCCCCCAUCCUCCGGCCCAGCUCUACGCCAACUCCUCCUCAGCUUCCUAGCCAGGUUCCUGAGCACAGCCCAGUGGUGUAUGGGACUGUGGAGAGCCCUCAUCUCACUGCCGUCAGGGACCCCAAAAUAGAGGAGAAGCCAAAAUUGGAUCCCGUGUUGAAAUCGUCUCCCUCCGCCCCGGUGCGCGCCGAGCCGGCCACCUCCACCAAGUGCUCUACACCGGAGCAGGUCGCUGAGCCCGCCGCGCCGGACGCCGGAUCCGAACAUCACCUGCCGCCUGGAACAUUGCCCGGCGUGGCAGCUGCCGCCACGGCUCCCGUGGUUGUGGCCUGUCACCUAGGAGACACGAGCGAGGGUGACAGCGCCGCAGAGGAAUGCGCGUCUCCCGACGAGGCCAUCACGGAGGACGCCGAAGAGGAGCUAUGCAAGGAACCGCCGGGGCCUACCGUAGCCCUCCGAAACCCCGGUGACCCCUCAGGAAAUGAACGGCAUAAGCUAUGAACACUCGGCCGUGGACAGUGCUGUGGAUGAGAAAGCAAUGUUGGGGGAAGAGACUUCGCCGGAUGUGCCGGAGCUGGCGCCCCCUGUGGAGACGAGUGUAGAAUGCACUUCUCCUCCCAAUGUGCCUCAAACGUUGCCCGUACAGCCAGAAUCGCCCCCUCCUCCUCUCAUCGCUGCUGCUCAAUGUACCACUAAGACCUCCCCUCCUGCCGCUCUUCUUCCAGCUGUGGUGUCGGACCAUGCGGACGAGCGGGAUGACGUCAGAACGCCCAGCUUGGAUGGGGCCGUGGACUCUGUGAACGCAAGGCCGGCAGAUACUUACACAGAACUAGAGCCAAGCGUGACCCUUCUGAGCUUCACCUCAAGGAAGAGUCCUGUGGAAGCGCAGACCGCGGCAGCUGCACCAAAGAUGUGGCAGAAACCAAAAGACGAGAGUCCGCACGCCGAUGAGGUCCUGCCAUCCGAUGUUGAGUUGCAGGAAGAGGGUGACGCUGAAGAGGAGAAGGCUGCGGAGGUGGAGUCGGAGGAAGACGGCGGCGGUGUCACCGCAGAGGUCGAUCACCCGUACCUUAACUCUAAACUGCCGGAGGAGAACGGUGAGGCGGAACCCUUCCGUAACGGGGCCGACACCAUCUCGGAGGGUGAAGGGGGGGACGCCCCGCUGGGCCCGGAGGAGGGCUACCCCUACAAGCCAGGUGUCAUCCUGGCAGAUCAGCCCACUGACGUGUCCCAGGACGCUCCGGCAGUGCCAGCCUCUUACGUGCCGCAGGAGGGGAAGCGUCAGUACGACCGGGACUUCCUGCUGGGGUUCCAGUUCAUGCCGGCCUGUGUGCAGAAACCAGAAGGCUUGCCGCCCAUCAGCGACGUGGUCCUGGACAAAAUCAAUCAGCCCAAGCUGGCCAUGAGGACUCUGGACACGCGCAUGCUGCAGAAGGGGCCGGACUUCACCCCAGCAUACGCAGAUUUUGGGCGCUUAGCCCCGGGGGGUCGUGGGGUUCCGCUGCUGAACGUUGGUGGUCCCAGGCGGUCACAGCCGGGGCAGAGAAGGGAGCCUAGGAAGAUCAUCAUGAACAUCUCGGUGACAGACGACGUCCACCUGAAGAAGUCCGAGAACGCCUGGAAGCCCAGCGUGAAGAGAGACAGCCAGCCUGAGGACCCUGAGGCUGUCCGCACCCAGGCUCUCUUCCGAAAGGUCCGCAGCAUCCUGAACAAGCUGACGCCACAAAUGUUCAACCAGCUGAUGAAGCAGGUGACGGACCUGACCGUGGACACGGAGGAGAGGCUGAAGGGCGUCAUUGACUUGGUCUUCGAGAAGGCGCUCGAUGAGCCCAGCUUCUCUGUAGCAUAUGCCAACAUGUGCCGAUGCCUUGCCACGCUGAAAGUUCCGAUGGCCGACAAGCCGGGGGGGAGCACCGUGAACUUCCGCAAACUGCUGCUAAAUCGCUGCCAGAAGGAGUUCGAGAAGGACAAAGCCGACGACGACGUGUUCGAGAAAAAGCAGAAAGAACUGGAGCUGGCGUCCAUGGCAGAAGAGAAGACUCGUCUUCAGGAAGAGCUGGAGGAUUCCCGGGACAAAGCCCGACUGCGGUCCAUCGGGAACAUCAAAUUUAUUGGUGAGCUUUUCAAGCUGAAGAUGCUGACAGAGGCCAUCAUGCACGACUGUGUGGUGAAGCUGCUGAAGAACCACGACGAGGAGUCCCUGGAAUGUCUCUGCCGCCUUCUCACCACCAUCGGCAAAGACCUGGAUUUUGAGAAGGCGAAGCCACGGAUGGACCAGUACUUCCACCAGAUGGAGAAGAUUGUGAAGGAGAGGAAGACGUCCAUCAUCGCGGAUCCGAUUCAUGUUGCAGGAUGUCAUAGACCUCAGACAGUGCAACUGGGUGUCGCGUAGAGCCGACCAAGGGCCCAAAACCAUCGAGCAGAUUCACAAAGAGGCCAAGAUCGAAGAGCAGGAAGAGCAGAGGAAGGUCCAGCAGCUGAUGACCAAAGAGAAGCGAAGGCCAGGAGUCCAGAGAGUGGAGGAGGGCGGCUGGAAUACGGUACAAGGGGCGAAGAAUAACCGAGUGCUGGACCCCACCAAGUUCCUGAAGAUCACCAAGCCCACAAUCGAUGAGAAGAUUCAGCUGGUCCCCAAGGCUCAGCCUGGCAGUUUGGGGGAAGGGGAGCAGCGGAGGGGCGAAGACCUCAGAGACAGAGUCAUUGAGGCCGGGGGUCCCCAGUCUGAACCGGGUUUUCGGCUCUUCAGCCUUCCGUUCCUCCAGCGGUGUCCUCCUCCUCUUCUUCCUCUGAACAGGACAGCCGCAGGAUAUUGACAAGCCAUGGAAACACGGGACGGGAGAAGAACGACAAGCCUGCACCACCCACCACCUCAGCCACCCGCCCCAGCAGUUUACUGCGAGGCAGCAGUACGAAGGACCUCAUAGACAAUCAAGAAGACCUGAGGCGGGAGCCUCUCCACACGGGAAAACCGCUGAGCACCUCCACCGAGCAGGAGAAGACUUCCAGCUUAGAGCGGAAGAGCAAAGAGCCAGCCAAGAGUGAGAGCGCAGAACCCGACAAGUCUCCGGUGUCAGAAGAAGAACUGGAAAGGAAAUCGAAGGCCAUCAUAGACGAGUUCCUCCAUAUCAACGACUACAAGGAGGCCAUGCAAUGUGUGGAGGAACUGGGGGCUCAGGGCACGCUGUCGGUCUUUGUACGGGUGGGCGUGGAAUCGACCUUAGAAAGAAGUCAGAUCACCAGAGAUCACAUGGGGCAGCUGCUCUACCAUUUGGUGCAGUCCGGGAAGCUCAGCAAGCAGGACUUCUUCACAGGAUUUUCGGAAACUCUGGAGCUGGCGGAUGAUAUGGCGAUUGACAUCCCACAUAUCUGGCUGUACCUGGCAGAGUUGGUGACCCCCCAUGUUGAAGGAAGGUGGCAUCUCAUUGAAAGAGUUAAUCACAGAGUUCAACAAGGCUCUGCUCCCUGUGGGCCGCGGGGAGGGGUAUUGCUGUCAGAAAUCUUGCACCUUCUAUGCAAACAAAUGAGCCAUAAGAAAGUGGCGGCGUUGUGGAGGGAGACGGGACUGAGAUGGAAAGAUCUAUUACCCGACGGGGAGGACGUGCAGAGCUUUUGUGAGCGAGAAGAAUCUGGACUUCACGUUGUCAGACUGUUCCAGCCCUUCAGAGAGGAAGGAGAUGACGGCGGAGGAGCUGAACAAGCGUCUGGAACAGCUGAUCAUCGAGGAGACCCCCCCAGCGAUGAGCACAUAUUUGACUGGGUAGAGGCUAAUCUAGACGAAGGCCAGAUGACGUCUCCGACAUUCCUUAGAGCUUUAAUGACCGCAGUGUGCAAAGCGGCGAUUGUGGGGGAUUGUUCUUCCUGCCGUGUGGACACCACCUUCCUCAAACAGAAGGUUCCAGUCUUAGUGAAGUACAUGGACUCCAAUGUAGAGAGGGAACUACAAGCACUUUAUGCACUUCAAGCAUUGAUAGUAAAACUUGAUCAACCUCCCAACUUGCUCCGCAUGUUUUUUGACUGCCUCUACGACGAAGAAGUCAUAUCGGAGGACGCCUUCUACCGGUGGGAGAGCAGCAAAGACCCCGCGGAGCAGAACGGGAAAGGCGUAGCACUAAAGUCAGUCACUGCCUUUUUCACGUGGCUGCGAGAAGCCGAGGAGGAAUCCGAGGACAACUAG
Molecule: messenger RNA, 4204 nt
Organism: Staurois parvus
Lineage: Eukaryota; Metazoa; Chordata; Amphibia; Anura; Ranidae
Source: the annotation of a GenBank genome assembly